Molecule: messenger RNA, 3543 nt
Organism: Brienomyrus brachyistius
Lineage: Eukaryota; Metazoa; Chordata; Actinopteri; Osteoglossiformes; Mormyridae
Gene: iars2
Product: isoleucyl-tRNA synthetase 2, mitochondrial
Exons: 23
Coding region: 114-3140 (1008 amino acids)
Biological process (GO): isoleucyl-tRNA aminoacylation
Cellular component (GO): cytosol
Molecular function (GO): aminoacyl-tRNA deacylase activity; tRNA binding; ATP binding
Source: RefSeq, a predicted model, not a curated record
CGGUCCGUCUCUUUAAAUCUUCCGUAAGAACUCUGGGGGUUAAAAUAAUACAAACCGCAUCCGUGCGUUUUACUGGGUUAUAUUGAUCUCCUGGGGAGAACGCUCACGUCUCCAUGCUACUGAACAGGGUCGGGGUAAUUAGCUUUAGUGUACGAAGAUGGGGCCAUGGUACUCGAAGAAGUAUCUUUCAUCCCGGCCUCCAGGUACAGCUUUAUCAAUUUCGAAGUGCUGGCUCCUCGGGAGUCACGGCUCAGCAUUCAGGCGAUCGGGGCGAGAGAAAGUACCGUGAUAGUGUGCUGCUUCCCAAGACUGACUUUCCGAUGAAACUGAACGGUCAGAAACUACUGGAUCGGGAAAUAGAAAUACAGAAGUUGUGCGGAUUCUCAGAGUUGUACGCAUGGCAAAGAGAUCGUAAGGCAAAAAAGGAGUUUUGUCUUCAUGACGGCCCCCCUUACGCUAACGGAGACCCCCACGUGGGACACGCGCUGAAUAAGAUCCUUAAAGACAUUCGCAAUCGCUUUGAGGUCCUGCGAGGCAGGCACGUUCACUACGUGCCAGGCUGGGACUGCCAUGGGCUGCCCAUCGAGUUAAAGGCCCUCGGAGAUCUGGCGAUGGAGGGCUUGACGCCUCUCCAGAUCCGGCAGAAAGCCCGGGAGUUUGCAGAGGAUGCCAUCUCCCGGCAGCGUGCCGCCUUCCAGCGCUGGGGCGUGAUGGCUGACUGGAGCCACUGCUACUACACCUUCAGCGGGCAGUACGAGGCUCGGCAGCUGCAGGUCUUCCAAGAAAUGCACAGCAAGGGCUUGAUCUACAGGGACUACAAGCCAGUGUUCUGGUCACCCUCCUCCAGGACAGCCCUGGCGGAGGCGGAGCUCGAGUACAACGCACAGCACAUGAGUCGGGCUGUUUACGCCACCUUCCCAGUGAAGACCCCGCCCCCAAAGCUGGCCUCUGCUGAGGAGGACUGGAGCAGUGCAGCUGCACUGGUGUGGACGACCCAGCCCUGGACCCUGCCAGCGAACCAGGCCGUCUGCUUCAUGCCCAACACGCAAUACUGUCUGGUAAGGAGAGCGGACAGCUCACAGCUCCUCCUGGUGGCCACCGAAUGCAUUAGCAGACUGACAGCCUCUCUUGGCGUGCAGCUGGACACAGUCAGCACCUUCACAGGCUCGGAACUGGAGGGUGGCGUCUGCCGACAUCCCACGAUGCCCGGCAAGGAGGUGCCGCUGCUCGCGGCUAAUCACGUGACCAUGGGCAAAGGCACGGGGCUGGUGCACACGGCUCCCGCCCACGGGAUGGAGGACUUUGCCGUGGCCUCACACUUCGGUCUCCCUGUGGAGUGUAUGGUGGAUGAGGAGGCCAAGUUCACAGAGUUGGCUGGUCCUGAGCUCCACGGCCAAGAGGUCCUGGGACAGGGGACAGAUACGGUGAUCUCCAUGCUGAGGGCCGCGGGGGCCCUGGUGAAGGAGGAGGACUGUGUGCACAGCUACCCCUACGACUGGAGGGCCAAGCGGCCUGUGAUCAUCCUGCCCAGCAAGCAGUGGUUCAUCAACACAGCUUCCCUGAAGGACAAGGCCAAGGAAGCAUUGCAGAAGGUUCGUGUGAUGCCGGAGUCGGCGCGGGGCAGCCUUUCGGCCAUGCUGGAUCGGAGGACGUACUGGUGCAUCUCCCGGCAGCGCAGCUGGGGAGUCCCCAUCCCCGUUUUCUACCACAAAGAGACAGGCGAGCCGCUCAUCAACAGGCAUACCGUAUCCCACGUGGCCACGCUCUUUGCUGAGAAAGGGAGCGACUGCUGGUGGGAGCUGCCCCUGGACUCGCUGCUGCCCCCGCAGGUGUUGAAGAAGAGCAAAGCUGGCCCAGUGACAGACUACGAGCGCGGAGAAGAUGUGCUGGACAUCUGGUUUGACAGCGGAGUGACUUGGGCAGCAGUGCUGCCGGAGUCCGACCCCCGUGCCGAUGUCUACAUCGAGGGAAAGGACCAGCUUGGAGGCUGGUUCCAGUCCUCCCUGCUAACCAGUGUUGCUGUGCGCAAUAAGGCCCCCUACAGGUCGCUGGUGGUGCAUGGCUUUGCGCUGAGCGAAAAGGGGGAAAAGAUGUCAAAGUCCCUGGGGAACGUGGUGGAUCCUGCUGUGGUCAUCAGUGGGGGGAAGGACCCCUCUGUCUCCCCCCCGUACGGGGCAGACGUGCUCCGUUGGUGGGUGGCCGAAUCCAAUGUGUUCUCUGAGGUUCUGAUCGGACCUACUGCGCUCAGCUCUGCCCAGGAGAGCAUCCACAAGCUGAGGAACACGCUGCGAUUCCUGCUGGGGAACCUCCAGGGCUUCGACCCCCGCACACAGGCUGUGGAUCCCAGGCAGAUGCACUAUGUGGACCAGUACCUGCUGCAUCUGCUGCGGGAGUUUGGAAUGAAGGUGUCUGACGCCUACAGCGAGUUCGACGUGAGCCGGGUGGUCAGGCUCCUCCAGGCCUUCAUCUCCAGGGACCUCUCCAGCUUCUACUUCAGCAUCAUCAAGGACAGGCUGUACUGCAAUGCAGAGGAUUCGCCAGGCCGCCGGUCCUGCCAGACCGUUCUGGAGGAGAUCCUAGACGGCGUGAGUCGCGCCGUAGCGCCGAUUCUGCCCCACCUGGCGGAGGAGGUGUACCUGCACGCCCCGGGACACGAAGAGGGCGAGACCCUAUUUCGCAGCGGCUGGAUAAAGAGCAGCUCCGUGUGGACGAAGCCCGGGCUGCAGGAGGCCGUGGAGGGGGCGUGCACCAUCAGGGACUCCUUCCUGUCCUCCAUCCCGGGCCGCAAUGCUGUGGAGUAUGAGCUCGCAAUCGCCAUCGAACCUGGAUUGCUCUUCGAGCUCAUGGAGUCACUGCAGGAAGAGCCUACCUCAACCUGCUCCCAGCUGACGGAGCUCAUGAUGGCCUCCCGCACCACCCUGCUGAGCACUCUGCCCCAGGACCUGCCCUCGGAGGCACUGACCAGCACAGGGAACUUCCUCAUCAACCUGGAGGGUGUGGGGAUUCGCGAGGAGAGCGCCUACAGCGUGGCGGCAAUACCCUGCCCCCUCUCACGCUGUCCACGCUGCCGCCGUCACACAGCCGGGGAACCGGAGUGCCUCUGUCCACGCUGCAAGGCUGUCCUGGGGGGUCCAAACUGAACCCCCACCCCACGCCAAAUCCCACCCAAGUUAGUAAGGAUUGCCACUCCCCCCCCCCCCCCUGCCCUUUGCUGCCCGACCUGCCUAAUGCACGACUGCAAGGGGGAGCUACUGCAAGUAUGUGUGCGAUUACAGUGGUCCUCACUUAACGCUGUCCUCAGGACCGGAAGUGAUGUCGUGGUCAGGUGACAGUCGAUACUAAGGGACUGUCUGCUGUAGGGAUUACAGGAGGGGAUUCUUUGUGAGUUUAUUCCAUAACAUUAUUGUAUAUAAUAUAUUGUUUGUCAUUCUAUGCUGCCGUCGAGAGAAUCUGCACAAAUUUUGGUUAAUGGAAGCUGAUUGGUGUCUGUAUGUUUCUCUUUCCACAAGUUCAAUAAAUUUGUUUUGUCUCAUGUGUCCCGAA